Molecule: messenger RNA, 630 nt
Organism: Macrosiphum euphorbiae (potato aphid)
Lineage: Eukaryota; Metazoa; Arthropoda; Insecta; Hemiptera; Aphididae
Source: the annotation of a GenBank genome assembly
AUGGAUUCACUCUGCUCGGUUUCGGCAUCGUUUCUGUCGGGAUUCUCCGUGUCUACCGCACGACUCGCGUACCUGGACAUAUGCGACGUUUGCACAACGCUAACGAGAGCGUUCCAAACGCAAUUGUUCAUCAACAUCGUGGGCAACGUGUUUGGCAUCACGUUCAUGAUGCUCUCCGCGUUUAACACGCUCAUGUCCGACGGCGCGAACACCAUCCGAAUCACGCUGUACUUUCUUUACGAAUCUCUGAUACGCACGCUGCAGAUGUACUUCAUCAUAGACGCUUGCCAUACAACCGUCGAACAGGCGAAUUCCAUAAGUAUCACAUUUCAAAAGAAAAUUAACGAAUAUCAUCAAGUAAACCUCACAAAAAGAAAGGUACAACUAUUCAUUUUGGAGAUGUUGGAUCAUAAAAUAGAGUUUGUUAUUUAUGGUUUUAUUUGCUUGGACUUUGAAAUGUUUGUAUCGAUAAUAGGUACCAUAGCUACGUAUUUUUUGAUUUUGGUACAAUUAGGAUCUUCGCCUGAUGUCUUGGUUAAAUCGUUGAACAUCACAACAGCAACAACAAUAACAAAAACAACAAUACCCGGUGCAUUCAGUACAAAAUCAAACCACACUACACUCGCUUAA